Messenger RNA from Hypomesus transpacificus, 750 nucleotides. Its product is annotated as endonuclease V-like. The record is from RefSeq and is a predicted model, not a curated record. Gene Ontology annotation, molecular function: single-stranded RNA binding; RNA endonuclease activity producing 5'-phosphomonoesters, hydrolytic mechanism. Bases 67 to 750 code for a protein of 227 amino acids. The transcript has 7 exons. Gene Ontology annotation, biological process: DNA repair. Lineage: Eukaryota; Metazoa; Chordata; Actinopteri; Osmeriformes; Osmeridae. Gene Ontology annotation, cellular component: cytoplasm; nucleolus.
ACGGAAGAGAUUUACUCAAGCUGACUUUCAGUGAAUCCAGAUUCAUACCAUUUCAGACAUUACCUUAUGGCUGUUGCCCCUGAGCAGGAAUUGGAGGAAAAAUGGAAGAGGGAGCAGGGCAGUCUGAGGCAGCAGCUGGUGGAGGAGGACACCGAGGAGUGGCAGAGGAGCCAGGACUUCUCUGGCCUGGAGAGGGUCGGGGGAGUGGACCUGUCCUUCAUCAAAGGAGAUGACGUCAACGCCUGCGCGCAGCUCGUGGUCCUCAGCUACCCCGGCCUGGAGCUGCUGUACGAGGACAGUCAGAUGGUGACCCUGAGUGCCCCCUACAUCGCUGGCUUCCUGGCCUUCCGGGAGACUCCCUGUCUCCUGGAGCUCCUGCGGCGUCUGGAGGCCACCCAGCCCAGCCUGCUACCUCAGGUGGUCCUGGUGGAUGGGAACGGCCUCUUCCACCAAAGAGCAGAGUUUGGUCUGGCUUGUCACCUGGGGGUCCUGUCAGGGCUUCCCUGUGUGGGCGUGGCCAAAAACCUACUGCAGGUGCAGGGCGUGGCCAAGAGCGAGGAGCACGUCGCCCAGCUGUCGUGGCUGUGUUCAGGUGUUUUUCUUUGUGGUGUUUUACUGACGGUGUCUCUGCGUACGGUUUUGCCCUUGGCCACAGAAAACUGUGAAAGCUCUGCGCCCCUUGUCACCCUGUUACAUGACAGGCUGUCCUCGCAGCGUCACGGGCUUAGGGCGCCCCCCGGUGGUCGCUAG